Diachasmimorpha longicaudata is the source of this 8937-nucleotide messenger RNA. Its product is annotated as neuronal calcium sensor 2. Lineage: Eukaryota; Metazoa; Arthropoda; Insecta; Hymenoptera; Braconidae. The transcript has 5 exons. Gene Ontology annotation, molecular function: calcium ion binding. The record is from RefSeq and is a predicted model, not a curated record. The coding region runs from base 733 to 1293 and encodes 186 amino acids.
AAGAUUGAGUAAUAGAAUCAAAAAAAUUUCCCUGUCACUCGGAUUGAAGAAAAACAUUCCCCUGUUUAACCCCAAAUACCGACGCGUCACAUUUUCAGUGAGAAACGCGAGACAAAAAUUUGGAUGAAGACGUGAUUGCUGUUGUAUUUUUCUGGUAUUCGCGGCCGGAAUUGAGUGAAUAAUCGAGUAUUUCGUGAUUGAGAUGGAGCAUGAGCCAUUGGGGGUUGAGAGAAGAUGAUUGAGCUCAGGGGGAUCCUCACUGGCGUACGAUUCUGUGAUUUUGUCAUCGCGAUUUGAAGAAUUUUUCCGGCUCUUUGUGGCACAACCGUAUCACUUUACCAAAUCUUCGACAAGUUGUACUAGUGAAGUAAUACAGUUGCGUCACAGACUGACCGGUGACGUAUAUUUGUCGUCUGGUUUUUCAUUAGUCAAGUUAUUCAACGCAAAACAGUACAUCAGGGUUUAAUGGGGAGAAAAUACAUCAGUUUGGCUGAGUGAAAUAUCAAAAUUUUCUACUGUCGUCAGGGUUUUAGUUUUUAUUUAUUGUUUGGGUGAUUUGUGGAUCGAGUGAAUGAAAUGGGUGAUUGUUUAUGAGUGACUGGUAUGCGAGGUGGGGAGAACGAAGACGAAAUAUUGAACAUCAACAAUGGAAUUGACUCAACGUGGGACAUGUCACUUGAUGAAACUACGGACGAGGAGUAGAGCAACCCCUAGGCGUCCACCGUAUUCAUAAUGGGUUGCUUCGGUAGCAAAGACAAACUGAGUAAGGAGGACAUGGACUUCCUGAAGUCGCAUACGAGAUACGACGAGGCGACCAUCAAAGAGUGGUACAAAGGAUUCAAACAAGACUGUCCUAAUGGUAGGCUGACGCCCGCCAAAUUCGUCGACAUGUACAAAAUGUUUUUCCCGUCCGGUAAUGCUGAAGAAUUCUGCGACCACGUCUUCCGGACAUUUGACAUGGACAAGAACGGAUACAUCGACUUUAAGGAAUUCCUGCUGGCAAUAGACGUGACGUCUAGUGGUACGCCUGAGGAGAAACUAAAAUGGGCAUUCCGUAUGUACGAUGUGGAUGGCAAUGGUGUUAUUGACAUUCAGGAAAUGACCAAGAUCGUUCAGGCAAUAUACGACAUGUUGGGUGCUUGCUCGAGUAAUAGGCCGGCAGACAGUGCCGAGGAGCGGGCGAAAAAUAUAUUCGCCAAGAUGGACGAGAACAACGACGGCCAACUGACACAGGAUGAAUUCCUCAAGGGUUGUCUACAGGACGAAGAGCUCUCCAAAAUGCUGGCACCUUAAUUCGGCCCCAACGCACAAUCCACCCACACCAGGUUAAUCACAGCAGCAAUAUAAUUAAUUCAGUAAAUCUUCGUUCAUUGUUCAUUGAUCGUCUCCAAGGGUGGGAAGGGGGGGGAGAGACAGGGGGGUUAUCAAUUAGCAAUGAUAAAAGUUGUUUAAAUGGUGAUACGGAGUGUAAAUGUCACGAGUGCUGGACAUUUGGCAAUUUAAAGCCACCGAUCGAUCAUAUCCAGGUCUGAAUUAAUCGUUGCGCGAUUGCUCGGUGACCAAGAGAGGCGAGAACUCCAAGGGGCGACCAAAAUCCCCAAUUCUCACCCCCCUCUAUCGCCUCCUCGGCAAUUUAAAGUAAUGGCCGCGUCAGCAGAAUCCAGUGGCUGAAGUGGCUGAGCUCCAUUCAGACGUGACUAUUUUCACGUCUCAAUAUCCGUUGAAAAAGCAUUUGGGUGACGAAGGAAAGACAGUGGAUUCGCAUUUCAAGUAUUCAUGGUUCAAUUAAUCAUCGAUAAGUAUUUGAUAAAUUAUGAGGGACAUUGUUUCGAGGGGGUAGAAUGGGUGGAAGACCCGAUGAGUCCAUUGGUUGAGAAUUUUUUCGUUGAAAUUCAAGUGGCUGAGCUCCAUUGAGAUGGGAGUAUUUUCACGUCUCAAUGUGCGAUGAAAAAGCAUUCGCUUGACGAAAGAAAGACAGAAUUCACGUUUCGAAUACUCACAUGAUUAAUAACUUCCCUUAUGCUACUAGUGAACAAAUUAAUACUUAUUAAGGAGUAAAUGCUAUUCGCUGCUAAUUGAUAUUAUUCAACUCGUGUCACUGUUGCUGGAUAUCGAGCCUCGGAGAAAAUAAUACCAAUCGAGUCUCGGUUCUAGGCUUCGCCUGCUCGUUUAUCGAUCGUAUUUCAGUUUUUUUGCAACUCCGGGUUGUUGAGUUUAUUAUUUAUAUCGGGUGAGACGUUUCAUUGAUUGAAGCAUUUUUUAUCGGAUAUAUUAUUGCGGUGGGAGCGAAGUACAUUGUCAUGAGACAAAUGAGCUUUUGGCAAUUGUCGGUUGACGGGGAAAUGAGUGGAUUUAGCGGGAAAUUGCAUUGGACCUUUAUUGUAGGUAAUAAAAUUUUCCACAAAAAUGAUCUAUGACAUUUUUCGGUAGAGUAAGGCAUUUCUAUGAUAAUCCAACAGAAGAGAUGUAAAGCAUGAUUUUCUUAUUACUUUUUAUGACGUUAUGAAUAACGUCAUGCAUUUUCAAUUCCGCUUUUAUCACAAAAACUGUCAGUUUUGGAGGGAAAUGUUAUAAAUCAUCUUUUGCAAUAGAUUAAAUUUCCUGCGAAAAAUGUUCAGUGCCAUUUUUUAUUGCAAACAGACGUUAUCGCGAUAAUUAAAGAGCAUCGUUUGGUCUCCGAAAACGGAAAAUUUUCUGCUGAACAAUUUUCAGCCAAAAUAUAUCUUGACAUUUUCCCUGACCGACCUCUCAUUACCGCGAUAACGUUCCAACAGUCAUCAAAACCUCGAAAGUCGUCUCGUGUUAUCACACUUCACCACUUCCUCAGCGCACUAUUUGUUGUUAAUAAAAAUGCCGGGUUUAAAGAGUGUGUGAUACGAUUUUAAAAAAUGUAUAAGAAAUUGUUAUUCCAUAGUAGUAAUUGGGAGUAGAACGAUAUAAAGUGGGUACUUGGGUACUGAUUACGAGUUGAGUACAUAUAUAACUCGAUAAUGGUGUGACUAUGUUUUAGUCGAUCGAGAUAUCCGGUGCGUUUAAUCCUCAUCUGGUAGCACUACACCUCCCUCCCUCCCCCCAUCUCCUCUUUUAUCAUACUCCUGGUGAAACGGUCAGUCCAGGGUGGGUUAAUCGAUUAAUCAGGAUCAGCGUAAAUGAUCUAUGUACCCACACGCCGUUAUUCGGGGGUGACACGCCGGAAACGACUCAAUUCUACUGAACAAUUCGUUUUAAAUUGUAUUUUUAGAUACGCAGGAUUGCCGGGUGCUUUAAUCGCCAUCUGCGUGUUUAAUCGAGGGGCUGGUAGGGGGAGGGUAGCUCGCCGCAAUUAACCAUCGAUAAGUGUUUGAUAAAUUAAGGGAGAAAGGUAGCCCGAUUAUCAGAGAUAUGGGGUAGAAUGGACUCCUUCCAUCCGUCACUACAUCUCGGGCUAUUUUUAGUUCAUUUUGGAGGCGAUUUUGCAGAGUUUAUAAUGAUUUUUUAUUAAUUUCAAAAUAAAUAAAUUCUACGAUUUGGUCUGGAGAUGUUGCGGGUUGUAAAAGGUCUAUUCUACCUUUUUUAAACUACGAAGAAAAAAUUCUGCAGUGAAGGGGUGAAACAUUACUUUAUCUCAGACUUUAUUUUUCAAUAAAUGUCCAUAAACCUAGAAGUGUUGGUGGAAUUUUCAUAAGUACUUUUUUACAUGACUUUCUUCUUCCCACAUAAAAGGUUAUUAUGAACAUUCCGUCCUUUGCUAUAGUUUUUUAGAUAUUUAUCAGCAAAGAAGAAGAUAAAGUAAUUCCUCGUUUUAUCACUUCAUUAUGAAAUUGUCUGCUUUUAAUUGUCGAUUAUCUCGACAACGAGUCGUUCUAGAGAACGUCGCAAAAAUUUUUAUGAACUAUUCUCAUAAAACAACUCAUGAUCGAGAUACUCGCCAAUAAAACUAAGAUCUCGAUUUGAUGGAACAAUAUUUCAUUCUCUGAAAUAAAAAUUGUCAACUUAACGCCUUCAUAGACGAUAGACUUUUGACCAAUUGCAUGUUAUAAUCUAGGAUUCUCUCGUGUUAACUCGGUCAAGCGAAAUUGGCUCACAUUAAUAUCGCGUCUGUUUUUUCCUUCGCCCCGAUGAUUCUCACUAAACUCAAUUACCCAAGGGGAUGUUUUUUUUCCGAAUCAAUGUCACUAAGUCACACCACUUCAAUCCUCGUAUUUCCUUUUGUUCAUCUCGGUUCAUUAAUGCCUAUUUUCGUCACGCUAUUCUCCGUACGGAGACAAUUCGCCGGUCGAGAACGAAGAAAAAAAAAACUCUUAAACUAGGUGGGGCACAUUAUUGUAGUCGUAGAGACAUAUCAUCGACGCGCUCUCACGUUGGACAAAACGCGGGACAAUAUGUCCGACGUCAUUGUCAUACUAAACUCAUAAAUACCUAGUGACUAACGAAGAAUUUUAUUAACUCCAUUAACGUACACGCUUCGAGUACUUAAUAUCAAGUAAUGUCAAUUUUAAUGUAAAUGAGGAAAAUCAGAAAAUAUUUAAUGUCAUCUAACGUACAAAAAUUUGAUGAAAAUUGCAAUUGAAUUGAUUGUGAAUAAUUGCAACGGAAGGCAAUCAUGGGAUUAAUGCCUGAGGCCCAAGAGAAUUCGCAGAACUUCCCAAAUUCACAGAAAUUUGGGAAAUUGAGGGGAGAGUGCUGUGAAAUUUGAGAAUUGCAGGGGGUUUGAUAGCAUGUGGUUGUGCAGUUAAUAAAUUAUGGAAAUAAUGUGUUGCCAGGAUUUUUGAUGAUUUCAUUUGAAUUUUGAUUACCACAUGCAUAAAGCAGAAACGACAAUGUUCUUUUCAUUUAAGCUUUUCCAUUUUUCUCCUCCGGAUUGGAAGAGAAUAAUAGUAUAGUUAUGAUGCUAAUUCAAGAUCAUGGCGCAUCAGUAAACUGUAAAUAAACGAACUAUGAAUUAUUGCAAUUUUUCAUAUUUUUUGAAUCAUUCAUUUUACGAGACUGCCAUAUUUAUGAUCAAAAAAUGAAAAAAAAUGUAGUCCCUUUCUCAAUUCGGGGAAAUAAAAUCGAAAAAUUAGUCUUAAAUAAAAUCGCGUUUGUCCUCAAUAUAUUGUGUGAGUGGAAACCGAAAUUCAGGUCAAUCUACCAAAAAAUCUGGUGAGGGGAAUAUUUCACAGAUUUUCUGCCUGUACCUCCCCAUACCAUAGGACAAAAUUCACGCCCCAUUUGUUCUCAUUUUUUCAACCAAAAGAAUUGAGAAAAAAAGUCAUCCGAGAUAAUCCGUAUGACAGAGACAAACCCCCUGCAAUUUUGAAAAAACAUCGUCGUCCCCCUAAUCCAAAAAAGAACAAGAACAGUGACCAUCAAAUUCAUCUAAUGAAUCUCAUCGAGACAAACCAUGAAAAAUGUUUCUCACCGAAUAGAAAGUCAAGCAUUGACAAUCGAAAUAGUAAAUUUUCAUACCUUCGUGACGAAAGAUAAAUGUCGAAAAUGGAAUUCCCAAUCCCCAAAUCCCCCUCUCCUACCCAAUCCAAAAAAACAGAGGGCAAAACUCCCUCGAGAAAAAUUCCAAAACAAAGUAGGCGAGUGUGUGGAGAAGAAAAAAAAACCAUUAAGUGGGUGAGACUGGGAUGAAGGAAUAAGUAGGUAACAGGGGCUAUGGAAGCUCCCUAGAAUAUUGCUGUAUCGAUCUGAAAACGUUACCCUGGAUUUUCGACCAGAGUUACGAGAGGACAUUGAUAAAUUUAAAAUCAAUAAAAUCCGUGUGCACCACCAGAAUCCACUUAUUUUCCCUGAAUUCACGGGAUAAACGCAUCACCGAGUCUGCCAAGAGACGAGUUUAAAAAAUCUGAAAAACCGGAAGAAAGAAGGAAAAGAAUUUUCCCAAAAGGAAAAACCAAAAAAUAAAUAAAAACGAUAGACACGAGAAGUAAAAAGGAUUCAGUCUCCCGUUAACCCCCUAAUUUUUAUAUUUUUCUACUUUCCCGGGCUGCCCUUUCGUCGACCCAUUCUCCUACUGUCCUCUUUCUAUCUGCGUGGCCCAUUCGAUUAAAGGCGCCUGCCCACACCUCUUGUCAUCCACUUUCAAAUGGUCCUCCGUUUACUCUCGAAAGUAUUAUCGUUUUACGUUUUCUGUCGAACGUCUCUUCACGAAAAAAAAAAGAAAAAAAAAACAUUUUUAACUCGUGUGCUGGAGGGUGCAAGCACCUAGGGUAUUGUCAACAGAUCUGUUCGUCAGAGAAUAGCUCGUUCCUUCAUCCAAUCACCACAAAACAUGAGUUAAAGUCCACUCUCAUCAUCGUAAAUGUUGUUAACUACGUUAUAAUUUAAUUCCUCUUCAUUAAAUUGAAGACAAAUGUUAUUUUUAACGCUUGAAUGUCAGUAGCUGAAACACUUUUUCUACCUUUCAGCUGAAUAAUAUAUUUUCCAGAGCUCUCAUUGUGAUGAAAAUAAUCAUUGAAUUUAAGUUAAAUCCAUUGAGGUCUUGCGAGUUGAAAAAAAAAUACUCAAUUGGGAGGAGAAGUGUGGGCCAUAGGUUGUGAGUCAAAAAGAGAUAAAAGAAUAUUCUUUCCAGAAGUGAACGAAAGGAGUUAUCAGAAGUGGGCGAUGACUCAAACAUUUUUAAAAAUUCCUCCGACUAUUCCAAGAUUUACGAAAAUUAUAAAAACAAUUCUUUAAACAAUUUUUCAUUUUUUUCUUCUCCCCUUGGCUCAAAACCCACGGCCCAAAAUUUUUUCCAGGACUCCAGUCUUUUUUUGGCAACUCCCAAGGGCCUCCUGAAAGAUGUAGCUAAAAGUACAGAAAUAUUUGACGAGGGAAAAUGAAAUUUAAGGCGUGUUUAGGGGAUUGAAAUCCAUCGGACCACCCAGAGUUUUUCCAAGUGGAUCCGAUAUAUACUUUUCAAUUCCCAAAUUCGUGAAAAUGGAAUUUUUCACAUCUCACAUUUUUCCUUACCUCCAGCUUCAUCCUUCGAGUCGGUUCAAUAGUUACCCGAAUUGAAAAAAAAUUCAGUAACCAAUUGAGGCAUUUAUUCACCGUUGCACCGUUGAUAAAGUCAUUUUAUAUAUUAUAUAUAAACGUAUAUAUUUAUAGGGUAUAGUUUACGAUAUAGUUUAUGAUUCCAAAUAAUUCCAUUAAUGUUAGAUACAAUUAAUCACUGAAUCGAUACAUAAUAACCGGAUAAGAUUAUUUUUCAUUAACCAAAAAAAAAAAUGUUGAAAUAACUAAAAUCCAUUAACUGUAAUUAAUCUCAAGUUUUGAAUAUUCACCAUCGAACACUGCGAAAUUAAACAAAGAAUAAAAAGAAGUCUCUGCUAACUUUAUUCACUGUCUCCCAGUGGAUCAGAAUCCACUCUUCAAGCGCAAGAAAAGGGGGGAAAAAUACUGUAAUGGAAUAUUAAUGAAGUGAGAAAAAGAGACGAAAGAAGAUAAAGAUGAAAAUGAGAAGAGCCUCGAGGACGCGUUAACAAUAGUUCUUCUCCAUUCUUGUGAUAUCUGUCCCGAGAAGAAAACGAAUAACGAAUGCAAUAAUCCUCCGUAGUUGUGCGAUGCGCCAGUGUGCUUAUGGAAAUUCUAAAGAGAAUGGGGGAUAAAAAUGAUGAUAAAAAAUAUCUGGUGCAUACGUACGUAUGUUCGUAUAAAGAAACAAUUGUCUAGUUUAGAAUUCUAAGAGUACGUUUGUAUAAGUCGUGUAGAGAAUUGACGCUUGGCCGUCGUUUUAAAUUAAAAAAUCAGAGUGCAUACAGAAAAAUUGGAUCGCCAGGGAGAAAAAAUAAAUAAAAUAGAGAGGAGAACAAAAAAUAUUGAUUAUAUUCGAGAGCAUUGUUUAUGGAUAAAACGACACUGAUCUGACUUGAUGACGUAUGUAACCAGUCAUACGGGCGUUACAUUUAAUACAAGGGCUUUUUGUUUUAUCCAGUUGGCUGUACUAUUUCUCUCUUCCCUGUUGUCGACGACAGUAAUGAACGGAUUCAUGCUGAUUAUAGAGAUCAAUUCAUUCAUUAUAUAUAUGUAUUUAAAUCGUGAAAUGCCAGUCUGUGUUGAGCUGAUGCAAUAAUCAAUAGGAGCCAGGCUUAUUAUUCUGUUCGGUAUUUAGAGUUGUGUAACUGAAGUUUUUGAUUGAGUGUGUUGGAGAUUUCAGAUCAAUGUGUAAAAUUCAGUAUUUCAACUGUCAGUCGUUCAAUUUAUUUAUUAAAUAAUGAUUGAGAAGCCUCGGGGGUGGAAAAAAUGGCGGAAUUUGAGGGGGAAACGACCUGAAUUGUCAGUGAACAAGAGAUGAAAAAAUAUUAAAAAAGGCUUGAAGAAUUUUUGCAUUUGCGAGGAACAGUGUGGACUCUUCUGAAGAUCAUUCGAAACAGAAAAAUUACUAAACGAAAAAUAAUAAAUUUUUCGAGUCGUUCCGAAGAUUUUUUUAUCUCCUCUUGACUGAAAAUUCAUGAGGAAAAAUUUUUCCCCCAUUUUAGGAAUUUUUUCCACUUCCCAGGGCUCAUAAAAAUGACUCCAAUUCCACGUUUCCAACGUUCUCAUUGAAAAACAAAAUGACGAUACUAUGCAAUGAAAUGAGUGUCUGAAAUAAUUUAUCCUUCGAGCUGAAGUACGAUUAUGUUGAGCAGCUUGAUGCAAUCACCACAAUCAUCAGUUAUAAUUUCAAAAUUACUGAGUACAUCAUGAUAUUAAUUUCAAGUAUCUGUACACAUGGCUGCUGGUGUGUUCAGUGAGCCUGCAUUCAUGUAUCCAAUGAGAACAAAAGCUACAUUAAUGAUAAUUAAAUAAUACUGUACACAUUAAUAACGACUAUUUACCACAGACUUUGAGUAAUCAAAAAAAUAAGAACAUGAGAGGAAGAGGAAGAACAAAUAAAACUCGUAUUUUGUAUGUGGGUCGACGAUUAUAAGACGAGUUACGUCAGCAAUGAGCCAACCUACAUUAUCGUUACCAUAAUUAUUAUAAAUAAAUCGCACUAUGCUCCAAGUA